AGCGAAGGACGCCGGGACUGCUCGAGGCGCGGGCCCUCGGAUCAGAAGCCGGAGGAGUGAUGGCGGCCGAGGCGUCGAGGGCUGGGCGUACCCAGUCGUUCUGCCGGCUGGUGGAGACGCAGGGUUGGGCCCGGGGUGCGGCCGAGGUUCCGUGCACCCGCUGUGGACGAGGAGCGCCUAGAGCUCCUGUAGGUCACCACCGUGAACUUCAGUGUGGACAUGCUUUUUGUGAACUGUGCUUGUCAAGACCUGAAGACUGCAGCACGAUUGUAUGCCCUGAUUGUGAGAUUGCUACAACUAUGAAUACAAGACAAGGAUACUGCCCACUAGAUGGACAUAUUAAAGAAGAUUCUUUUAUGGAGAAACUGCAGCCUAAAAAAAUAAAGACUUGUUCUCCGGACUUUAAAAAGACUGCUGAUCAGCUAACGAUUGGUCUAGGACAAGCACCCUCCACACACAGGACUUUCCUGACCCCAUCAACUGUGAUAGAGGAGACUAAAACUGUGGAAGAAAUUGAUGAAGCACUGAAGAUUGCAGGCCAAAAUUUUGAACAAUUAAGUAUUGCUGUAAAAAUGCUUGAACACAUGUACAAUCAAACAAAAGAGGAAACAGUCAGUCUUAUAAAGGUUCUGGAGAAACAGUUUGAUCAGCUUUUUACUUCUCUUGAUUCCAGGAAAAAGAACCUGUGUAAAGAAGUAAUGAGAAAUACAGAUGCUUAUUUAUCAAAUGUUACAAUGGCUAAAAGCUACAUCGAAGUGAAAAAAAAUGAUUUGGAUGCAGCUAUGAAGAUAGCAAGAGAAUUGAAAUUGGCACCUUCUCUGAGGACAUACUGUGACUUGAAUCAGAUUAUACGGACUUUGAAGUUAACUUUCGAGAGUGAACUGUCACACGUUACCUCUCUAAAACUGAGGAACUCUCCCAAGUUGAAUAUGAAUUGCAGUGAGAUCAUCUGUAUGUUUGACAAUGUGGGAAAGAUUGAAUUUGAGGACUCAACAAAUAUGCAGACAGAAACAAGAAGCCAGCUCAUCAGAAGAUACGAUCCUCAAAAAAAUGAGAUCGGACAGACUGUUCAAAAGAAAUAUAAUCACGAAAAGGAAUUUUCUUACAGUGGUACAUACCCACUAGAAAAGAAAAAGGUUGACAUUUCUGCUCUAACUACUGAAGCCCCACUAGCUCCUUUGCAACGGGAAACCGGUGAUGUGCAUUUAGAAUCACAGAACUUGCAGCCACUGAAAGAGGUUGUACCAUCGUCCUCGAAAACCAUUGCUGCUCUGCCUCAGAUGGAAUCUAGCCCUGAUGUAAUAAUUGAAGAGAUUAUUGAAGAAAACCUGGAAAAUUAUCUCGUGGAGACACCUGAAUAUCCAAAAAGGCCUCUUCAGAAAAAAUCGUCUGUCCCUUUUGGAUCAAAAGCAGGUUCUCCAGAGCUAGUUUUUGUAAGCCAUGUAAUACAUCCUUGCCACUUCUACGUUCGGAAGUACUCGCAAUUAAAAGACGCUACACUACUGGAAAAGAAGGUUAAUCAGUUUUGCAAUAAGAGUUCACCCCUUGAGCCUUCAGACAUUUUGGAGCUAGGUGCAAGAAUAUUUGUCAACAGCAUUGAAAAUGGAAUGUGGUGCCGAGGAACUAUUACGGAACUAAUUCCAACAGGAAGUGAAAACAUGAGGAAGCUUUGUAGUCCCUUCAGAUUUGCAGUCCAUGAAGUUGCACUAAUCCAAAUAUUCAUGGUAGAUUUUGGGAAUUCUGAAGUCCUAAUUGUUGCAGGAGCUGGUGAUGCCCACGUGAGGUCAGAGCACGUUCCUAAGCAGCACGUUGUACUGAAUGACUUGCGUCUGGUUCUGAGGAAGCCUAGACCUCACACCGAGGGGCUGCUGCGAGACAUCCCGCCGUCAGCUCAGGCCUGCUCCUUGAAAGACAUUGUUCCGCAGAGUUCAACUGAAGGCUGGGGAGAAGAAGCUAAAGUAGAAUUUUUGAAAAUGGUGAAUAAGAAAGCUGUUUUAAUGAAAGUUUUUAAAGAAGAAGAUGGUGUGCUUAUUGUAGAUCUGCAGAAACCGCCAGCAAAUAAAAUAAGCAGUGACAUGCCUGUGUCUCUUAGAGAUGCGUUAGUUUUUAUGGAGCUAGCAAGGUUUAGGUCACAGUCCCCAGAAAGUCGCUCUGAGAAAAGCAAGACUUUACGCUAUCACCCACCCAUUUUGCCUAAGGAGAUGACAGAUGUGUCCGUCACGGUUUGUCACGUCAACAGCCCUUCUGAUUUCUACCUUCAGUUGAUAGAGAGCCUGGAUUUUUUAUUUCUGUUAAAGACAGUCGAGGAAUUCUAUAAAAGCGAAAAUGGAGAAAAUCUGGAAAUCCUCUGUCCGGUUCAAGAUCAAGCUUGUGUAGCUAAAUUUGAAGAUGGAGUUUGGUACCGAGCAAAAGUUGUUGGAUUGCCUGGACAUCGUGAAGUUGAAGUUAAAUAUGUGGACUUUGGCAACACAGCAAAAAUAACACUUAAAGAAAUGCGUAAAAUAAAGGAUGAAUUUCUGAAUCCUGCAGAGAAGGCGAUUAAAUGCAAGCUGGCCUAUAUUGAACCAUGUGAAAGGACAAGGCAGUGGUCAAGAAAAGCCAAAGAAAAGUUCGAGGAAAAGACUCAAGACAAGUUUAUGACAUGCUCGGUCGUCAAAAUUCUGGAAGAUAAUGUGCUCGUAGUUGAGCUUUUCGAUUCUCUUGAUGCUGCUGGAAUGGCUCCUACCAGUAUUAAUGACCAGCUAGUCAAAGAGGGCCUAGCAUCUUAUGAAGUAGGAUACACAAUCAAAGAUAAUUCCAAGAAGCAUAUUGAAGUAUGGGAUCCUUCUCCAGAAGAAAUUAUUUCAAAUGAAGUAAACAGGUUAAAUCCUGUAUUUGCAAAAUCUCUACCUGACGAAAAUCUCCAGUCGCUUUAUAAUAAGGAACUGCCUGUGUACAUCUGUAAUGUAAUGUCUCCUGAGAAGAUUUAUGUUCAGUGGUUAUUAACAGAAAAUUUACUUAAUAGUUUGGGAGAAAAGAUGGUCGCUGCUUAUGAAAACUCAACGUGGAAACCCGUUAAAUGGGAAAACGACAUGCACUGUGCGGUUAAGAUCCCAGAUAAAAAUCAGUGGCAGAGAGGCCAGAUCAUCAGGAUGGUUACAGACACGUUGGUAGAGGUCCUGCUGUAUGACGUGGGUGUUGAACUGGUGGUGAACAUCAACUGUUUAAGGGAGCUUCGGGAAGAUCUGAAGACGAUGGGAAGGUUGUCUUUGGAAUGCUCUCUUGCUGACAUAAGACCAGCCGGUGGGAGUGACAAGUGGACGGCGACCGCCUGUGACUGUCUCUCGUUGUACCUCAGCGGAGCCGUGGCGACAGUCAUCCUACAGGAGAACAACACAGCCUGGCCACUACCUGUGAAAAUUUUCUGCAGAGAUGAGAAGGGAGAACGUGUUGAUGUUUCUAAAUACUUGAUUAAAAAGGGUUUGGCUUUGAGAGAAAGGAGAAGUAAUAAAUUAGAUAACAGUCAUUCAUUAUCCCAGAAGUCUCUGGAGAUUCCCCUGGAACAGGGGGCGUCAGUGAUUCCUAAGUGUGUUCAAAUUAACUCCGACCCUGACAAAAAAGCUGCUGCUGUUAUCAGUGAACCCAAGGUGUCUGAAUUUAAGGAGAAAAUUCUGGACCCAAGAACCACUGGAUGCUAUAAACCACCAGCUAUUCCUAAGCAGGAAGUUUUUGAGGCAGUAGUCAGCUGCGUUGGUGAUGAUGGAACCAUAUUCGUGGUGCCUAAAGUAUCAGAAUUCGAGCUACUAAAAAUGAUGAAUGAAAUUCAAAGUAAUUUAAAAUGCCUUGGUCUCUUGGAGCCUUAUUUCUGGAAAAAGGGAGAAGCCUGUGCAGUGAGGGGAUCGGACACCCUGUGGCACCGAGGGAAGGUAACGGAGGUCGUCGGCGGCACCGUCAGGGUGCAGUAUUUAGAUCAUGGAUUCACUGAGAAGCUCCCACAGUGUCAUCUUUAUCCUAUUUUGCUGUAUCCUGAUACACCCCAGUUCUGUAUUCCCUGUCAGCUCUGUAAUACCACACCUGUUGGGAAUGUCUGGCAACCCGAUGCAGUAGAGCUCCUCCAGGAACUGCUGUCCAAGAGAGAGGUGGAAGUUCACGUGAUGGAAUUACCUGAAAACCCAUGGGAGAAAUUAUCUGUUCACCUCUAUUUUGAUGGAAUGUCACUUUCUUACUUUAUGGCAUACCAUAAACACUGCACUUUGGAACAUUCUGAGGAAACACUGAAGGAAAAACCAAGAGAUUACAAUAAAACGUAUGAGGAAGAGAGAUGGGAAAUAAGGUUUGAGGAAUUGCUUUCGUCUGAAACGGAGACUCCGAUUUUACCGCCGUAUCUGUCUUCGUCUCUGCCGCCCCCGGAGCAGCUCUACGCUGUGCGAGUAAAGCACGUUGUCUCGCCCAGUGAGGUGUAUAUUUGCCUUGAUUCUGUAGAAAACUCUAAGGCGUUUAACCAGCACAGCAACACGGACGACCGUGGGGUUGGUUUAGGGACCGAGUCCGAGAGCCUGGAGGAGACACUGCGGAGGUUCAACGAGGCUGCAGAGACGUCCCCUCCUCUGACGGACUUCCGAGCAGAAAUGCCUUGCCUUGCAGAAUAUGAUGAUGGCUUAUGGUACAGAGCAAAGAUUGUUUCCAUUAAAGAAUUUAAUCCUCUAGCUGUCCUGGUACAAUUUGUUGAUUAUGGAUCAACGGAAAAGCUGACAAUAAACAGACUGCGUCAAAUUCCUCUUCGUCUUAUGCAGUAUCCAGCCAGAGCCGUGAAGGUUCUCUUGGCAGGAUUUAAACCUCCCUUAAGAGAUUUAGGAAAGGCAAGAAUACCGUAUUGUCCCAAGUGGAGCAUGGAAGCUUUGUGGGCUAUGAUAGACUGUCUUCAAGGAAAACAGCUUUAUGCUUCUUCCAUGGCUCAGGUACCGGAACACAUAGUGACCCUGUAUGAAGAUGAACAGUAUCCGGUUCAUAUGUCAUUAGUGGAGAUGGGGCUUGCAGACGAAGACGAAUGAUGUGUGCAGUACGGGGCACCUGAACAGCCCAGAAGAAAGGUGUCUGUUAUACGUAGACCACUUUAGGCUUAUUUUUCUUGACUUGUUCUGCAGUAAUGUGGGCCUUUUUUUUUUUCUUCUUACAUGUUCCACUGUUAGGAAUUGUUUGAGAAAAGUUAAUAAAUAUUUGCUUUCAAUAUUUCUUUUAUUUUACUAUAAUUUUAAAUAAAAUAUUACAGCACAUUUUAAAAA
Sus scrofa (pig) is the source of this 5261-nucleotide messenger RNA. RefSeq names its product ring finger protein 17 (gene RNF17). The record is from RefSeq and is a predicted model, not a curated record. NCBI's taxonomy places the organism in Eukaryota, Metazoa, Chordata, Mammalia, Artiodactyla, Suidae.